AUGGCAACGGCUUCAUCUGCUGGUGGUGUGCCUCCUGGGUUCCGGUUCCAUCCCACUGAUGAAGAGAUGCUUCACUACUACUUGAAGAAGAAGGUUUCGUUUCAAAGAUUUGACAUGGAAGUCAUCAAAGAGGUCGACCUCAAUAAGGUGGAGCCUUGGGAGUUACAGGAGAGAUGUAAAAUAGGAUCGACUCCCCAAAAUGAGUGUUACUUUUUCAGUCACAAGGAUAGGAAGUACCCAACAGGAUCAAGGACAAAUAGAGCAACAAAUGCAGGAUUUUGGAAGGCAACAGGAAGAGAUAAGUGCAUUAGGAACAGCUUCAAGAAGAUUGGAAUGAGGAAAACUCUUGUUUUCUAUAAAGGAAGAGCUCCUCACGGCCAAAAGACUGACUGGAUCAUGCAUGAGUAUAGGCUUGAAGAUGGUGAUGAUAUUCAAGGAAACUCAUCCACUGAGGAUGGAUGGGUUGUAUGUAAGGUUUUCAAGAAGAAGAAUCUAUUCAAGGUCGGCAACGGAGGAAGCAGCAGCAUCAAUUCUUCUAAGCAUUAUCAACUCAACACAUCAAUAAUUCAACCUCGAAGUUUCAUGCAAAGCCUAACAAAUACUCAUGAUCAACAAGCUUUUGAUUUUGAAUUAAACAAAUCAAAGCUCGGCCUUCAUCAUCACUACCCACACACAACUGCAACAACAUCACAUUACUCUCCUCUCCAAUCCCAAAACUUAAUGUCAACUCAUGACUACUCAUCAGCUCUUGGUUCAGGUUCAGGUUCAGCUUCUCCUAUGAUAGCUAAGCAAUUCAUGUUAAACGCUAGAGAUUGUGAGACUGGCAGUGAAAACCUUAGGUAUCCUCAAAGUUGCGAUGCAGUGCUGCAGGUGGGCACUUGCGAACAGCCAAAUCAUGAUCAACAACACCAUCAAGGGUUGAACGAAUGGAGUAUGCUUGAUCGCAUUGUUACUCCUCACCUUGGAAACGAUGAUUCUUCAAAAGAAGUGAGGUUCGAAGAUCAUAAUAAUGCAUCAUCAGUACAUUCUUUGCGUGGGGAGAUGGAUUUUUGGAGCUAUGGAAAAUAAUUAUUCUCUUCUCACUCUCUCUCUUGUCCAUGUAUUAGUAUUUAUUAAAAAUCAAAAGAAAUUCAUAUGGUGACCAUUAUGCAAACGGCUGUAAAAAUAUUACCAUCUAGGUAGAUAGCCGCUUUGACUUAUGUAGCACCU
Molecule: messenger RNA, 1209 nt
Organism: Manihot esculenta (cassava)
Lineage: Eukaryota; Viridiplantae; Streptophyta; Magnoliopsida; Malpighiales; Euphorbiaceae
Product: protein BEARSKIN2
Exons: 3
Coding region: 1-1068 (355 amino acids)
Biological process (GO): regulation of DNA-templated transcription
Molecular function (GO): DNA binding
Source: RefSeq, a predicted model, not a curated record